Messenger RNA from Angiostrongylus costaricensis, 1179 nucleotides. NCBI's taxonomy places the organism in Eukaryota, Metazoa, Nematoda, Chromadorea, Rhabditida, Metastrongylidae. The record is from the annotation of a GenBank genome assembly.
UAUGAAAACAGGAAACAAGUUGUUAACACUUCAGCGAUUACUGUAUUUCCGGUGUUCACAUGGUUUUUCUUCUGUUCACGUUAUUUACGACGACCAAUUGGUGUGAAUUCACGUUUGUGUGUAAGUUUAACGGCAUCCGAUGCUCUAUGUGCUUUCUUCUAUAUUCUUACCUAUGUAAUCAAUGUGAUUUUGCCGAAUAUACUGUCUAACUGUUGGUCACUACUACUUGAGGUGUUCAAAUUGGCGACAUUUUUUGCAUCUGUAUUCACAUUAUUAGCGCUAGCACUGAAUCAUUAUAUAGGAAUUGUUUAUCCAUUACGUCGACAUAUAAUAACCCCGCGAAGUGUUCGUUGUGCUAUUGUACUUGCAUAUUUCGUUCCGUCAACGGUAUUCUUAGUCAUGUUUAGCACCGUACCAGGCGGAUUUCGUGCACCAGUGCCGUUUGCAUUUUUCUCUAAAGAUGGAUGUAACGGUGGUGGUAUUUUACGUAACGUGGCAGUAAGAUGGAUAUUAGUUGCUCCUUUCAUAGUUUUCGUGUUACUCAUUUCUUUUCUAUAUAUGCAUAUUCUCCUGCAUAUGCGAAAUGUUUCUAAAGAUCCUCUUCUGAAAACCAAGCAGACGAAGAGAACAACAAACCGUAAACUUCUCGUCACAUUGAUGCUGUUGGCUGGUUCAGCGUGUUUAGGUUGGUUACCAACUACCGUGCUCUUUCUGCCAUUACGCCCGACAAUGUACCUACGACUUUAUCUGGCUAUAAUAUUCUCUUUGAUUGUCGACGCGUUUAUAUAUGCGAGUCGACUAGUUGAAAUUCGUUACGCAAUAGAACGUCUUCAGAGUGGCACUUAUUGCAAAACCUGUAUCUUGAAAGAUACUUACUGUGAUGAUGUUGAACUUAAAAUUACGAAUGCAGGUGUUUUCGGUUGCGGAACUCUGCCGAGACCAACCCCGCCCGAAUUCGCGCGGUACCUAAGCGAGACGAUCGAGAGCCGAGCUGUUCGAUUCCAAAAACUUAACAGUUCUCGGAAAAACCAGUCAGGUACACAGCCUAUGUCACUGGUGCUUCAUUACGUUAAAACAGCUGAUGUGUCGAAUACACUUUAUUUGUAUUGUCAGAUAGUCGUGCAAGUGAUAUCAAGUGGCGAAUCUGCUACCAAACUACGGAAUUCUUUUAACUUCUAG